CUUGAAAGGCUCGGAAGUGACUGAGGAACACAACACCGGUGUACGGACCUGAUCAUGAGUGCACCAGUGACCUUACUGGCCCGUACUGUCCGCAGCUUCUAUCGCAGUCAGGCCUUCAGGGCAGUACCAUCUCACCAUGCUGCUUCUAUAAUCAAAGCAAGGUAUAUACAUCCGCUAAAUAAACAAGUUUUGAAGACACCGUGUUCCUCUGUUCACACACAGUCUACAGAUUCCAGAAUUAGCAAUCUGAUAACAAUCACAGAUGAACCAGAUGUCCUGUACAAAAAAAUAGAAGUGCUAGCGAAAGGCCACGAUAAAACUGUGCUGGAUAGUUAUGAAUAUUUUGCUGUUUUGGCUGCUAAAGAGCUUGGGAUCCACAUAGAAGCAGUAUCUGAACCUCAAAGAAAGAUUGAACGAUUCACACUAUUAAAGUCAAUCCACAUUUUUAAGAAGCACAGAGUUCAGUAUGAAAUGAGAACGCAUUACAGGUGCUUUGAGUUAACACACUUGACUGGAUGUACAGCAAAUGUAUACUUGGAAUAUAUCCAGCGUAACCUUCCUGAAGGCGUUGCCUUAGAGAUAACAAAGACGCGGCUAGAAAAAUUACCGGACCACAUAAAAUAUCCAGUAUGGGACCAACUGCUAAACCAAGAGGAUACAAAAAGUCCUUAAUGAAAUUUCAACCUAUUUUUGUACAUCUGUAUUUAAAACAUAUGCAAUAAAAUGAUAAAACUGC
Molecule: messenger RNA, 736 nt
Organism: Bombina bombina (fire-bellied toad)
Lineage: Eukaryota; Metazoa; Chordata; Amphibia; Anura; Bombinatoridae
Gene: MRPS10
Product: mitochondrial ribosomal protein S10
Exons: 7
Coding region: 55-672 (205 amino acids)
Biological process (GO): translation
Cellular component (GO): ribosome; mitochondrial small ribosomal subunit; mitochondrion
Molecular function (GO): structural constituent of ribosome
Source: RefSeq, a predicted model, not a curated record